Molecule: messenger RNA, 3003 nt
Organism: Recurvomyces mirabilis
Lineage: Eukaryota; Fungi; Ascomycota; Dothideomycetes; Mycosphaerellales; Teratosphaeriaceae
Exons: 8
Coding region: 1-3003 (1000 amino acids)
Biological process (GO): carbohydrate metabolic process
Cellular component (GO): vacuole
Molecular function (GO): beta-galactosidase activity
Source: RefSeq, a predicted model, not a curated record
AUGGCAGUGGUGCAAUCCACUGCCAUGACUAUUGGUGGUAAGCCGAACAUGAUGAUCAAGCCAUACAAGCGCGAAUUACUGCAGGAUAUCGUCACUUGGGAUACUCACUCGCUGUUCGUUCGAGGUGAACGUGUACUGUUCUUCUCUGGCGAAUUCCACCCGUUCCGUCUGCCGGUUCCUUCGCUCUGGCUUGAUGUAUUUCAGAAGAUCAAGGCUCUGGGGUAUAACGGCGUUUCGUUCUAUGUCGACUGGGCACUCCUAGAGGGCAAGCAAGGCGAGUUCAACGCAAGCGGUAUCUUUGCCUUCGAGCCCUUCUUCGAGGCCGCUUCCACUGCCGGUAUCUACCUACUCGCCCGUCCUGGUCCUUACAUCAACGCCGAGGUUUCUGGCGGAGGAUACCCUGGCUGGAUGCAACGUAUCCCUGCUCUGCUAAGGACCAGAGACCCACUUUACCUGAACGCCACUCAAAAUUACGUUUCAAGCAUUGGGGCAAUCAUCGCCAAAGCUCAGAUCACGAACGGUGGGCCGGUGAUCUUGGUCCAGAGCGAGAACGAGUACACGUACGCGUCUAGCAGGGUGCCUGAGUUCCCAGACCCAGUGUACUUCGGUGCCGUCGAGCAACAGUACAGGGACGCAGGUAUAAUUGUACCAUUGAUUAACAAUGAUGCGUCCCCGCAAGGCAAUUUUGCUCCCAGCAAGCCGGCAGCCGUGGACAUUUAUGGCUAUGAUGGCUAUCCGCUUGGAUUUGACUGCGCUAACCCUUACACGUGGCCUGACCAAGCUCUACCCACAUACUUUCUCGGGAGCCAUCAGAACGACAGCCCAACAACUCCCAACUUCAUCGUCGAGUUUCAGGGAGGGUCUUUCGAUCCAUGGGGCGGCCCUGGCUUCCAAUCUUGUCUGGCGCUGUUGGGUCCAGAGUUCGAGCGUGUAUUCUAUAAAAGCGAUUUCUCGGCCGGGGUGACUAUGUUCAACAUCUAUAUGACCUACGGAGGCACGAACUGGGGAAAUUUGGGACAUCCAGGCGGCUACACAUCAUAUGACUACGCGGCCGUGAUUGACGAGAUGAGAGGAGUGGGACGUGAAAAAUACUCCGAGGCGAAAUUGGAAGCCAACUUUCUCCGGGCUUCUCCAGCUUACCUCACGGCAAUCCCACAGAGUCCUUACAACGCCAACGGCAGCUACACUAACAACAGCCUUAUCGCGACCACGCCGAUACUGGGCAAUGUCACCAACUUUUACGUUAUUCGUCACGCCGCAUACAACACGCUAGACACAACAGAGUAUAUGAUCACUUUGCCAACUAGCCACGGUGCUAUGACUAUUCCACAGCUCGGAGGUAACCUCUCGCUCCAUGGUCGAGAUUCUAAAUUUCAUGUCACCGACUAUGAUCUUGGCGGGAUCAACUUACUUUACUCGACUGCUGAGAUCUUCACCUGGAAACAGUAUCACAACAACAGAGUCCUUGUGGUGUACGGCGGUCCUGGCGAGACUCAUGAAGUUGCCGUGUCUAACGGUGGCAAGGCAACGGUCACUCAAGGUUCGGGAGUGAAGACUGCACAGCGUAAUGGUGUCACUGUGCUGAACUACCAGACGAGUCCCGACACCAGGGUUGUGCAUCUGGCCAACGGUGUGGCGGUGUAUCUUCUUGACCGCAAUACAGCAUAUGAUUACUGGGUUGUCAGCUUGCCGAACGAUUCGGUGUCCGGCAAUUUCACCAAUGCAACUUAUGAGGUGUCGGCUCCCAUCGUCAAGGCCGGCUAUCUUAUCCGUACAGCGACAGUCGCCGAAAGUUCCAUCCAUCUCAUUGGAGAUAUCAACGCAACUACUGAUAUUGAGGUCAUUGGUGGCGCUCCACCACAGACUACCGAGAUCACGUUCAAUGGAGAGGCCCUCAACUUCAAGCAGGGACGCUAUGGUGUCGUUUCAGCCACAGUCAAAUACAAGACACCCAGACUAGCUCUUCCUAACCUCAGCAACAUCGGCUGGAAAGUCGUUGACAGCUUACCGGAAGUCCGACCAGGGUACGACGACAGCCUAUGGACUUCAGCCACCCUGACUUCCACCAACAACACUGUCCGCAACCUCACCACUCCUCAAAGCCUCUAUGCAAGUGACUACGGAUACAACACCGGUGUCCUGCUCUACCGUGCUCACUUUGUUGCUGAUGGGAACGAGACGACGUUCUAUGUCCAGACCCAGGGUGGUUCAGCCUAUGGCCAUAGCGUUUGGCUCAACCAGACAUUCCUUGGCAGCUUCUAUGGAGGCGACAAAUACAGCAGUUGGGGCUCAACUUUCAACCUAUCGGCACUUACAUGCGAAGAGAAUUAUGUCUUUACAGUCUUGAUCGACAAUAAUGGAUUGGAUGAAGACUUCCAGGUUGGCAGCGAAGGUAUGAAGGAUCCGCGAGGUGUGCUUAACUACAAUUUGGCGGGCCACGCGGCAACAGAUCUUUCCUGGAAACUUACAGGAAAUCUGCACGGUGAGGACUUCGAAGAUCGUACCAGGGGCCCACUGAACGAAGGAGGGCUGUACGCGGAACGACAAGGCUGGCACUUACCUGGCGCACCGACAUCGACUUGGGCCAGUUCCGCACUUGGACCAAUGGAAGGCCUGACGAAGGCUGGUGUGAAAUUCUACUCGACUACGUUCGACCUCAACCUGCCCGCCGGCUACGAUAUCCCACUAUCAUUUAGCUUCUCUAACGCCACUACGAAUGCUGAUGGUACUGUAUCCAGCUACAGAUCCAUGAUCUAUGUCAAUGGCUACCAGUUUGGUAAGUAUGUACACAACAUUGGCCCACAGGACAACUUUCCUGUCCCAGAGGGUAUCUGGAAUUAUCACGGCAGCAACUACGUCGCUGUCGUGCUGUGGUCUCUCGAAGCGGCGGGUGCCAGGGUCGGCAAUCUGAGCCUAGUAGCAGGUCAAGCGUUACAAAGUGGGUUCGGUCCAGUUGCUCUAAGCCCUCUUACCGGCUGGCAGCCAAGAGCAGGAGCUUAUUGA